This is a messenger RNA of Sardina pilchardus (European sardine), 3021 nucleotides long. It is a transcript of the gene aldh1a2, whose product is annotated as aldehyde dehydrogenase 1 family, member A2. Bases 117 to 1673 code for a protein of 518 amino acids. Lineage: Eukaryota; Metazoa; Chordata; Actinopteri; Clupeiformes; Clupeidae. Gene Ontology annotation, molecular function: aldehyde dehydrogenase (NAD+) activity. The transcript is spliced from 13 exons. The record is from RefSeq and is a predicted model, not a curated record.
AAAUGGACUGACUCCGACACCUGGUUAUAAAUACAGGAAGGAUUUCAAAGUCCCAAUCAGUAACCGGUUGAAAAAAGACAUCAGACUUCAACCCGACGCGCGACACUAACGACGAGAUGACUUCCAGUAAAGUUGAACUCCCUGGAGAAGUGAAGACUGACGCGGCUGCUCUGAUGGCAUCGCUCCAUUUGAUGCCCUCUCCCGUCCCCAACCCGGAGAUCAAGUACACUAAGAUCUUCAUCAAUAACGAAUGGCACGACUCUGAGAGUGGAAAGGUGUUCCCCACCUACAACCCGUCCAGCGGAGAGAAGAUCUGUGACGUGCAGGAGGCCGACCAGGCUGAUGUGGAGAAGGCGGUGAAGGCGGCUCGUGCGGCGUUCGCUCUGGGGUCGCCGUGGCGACGGAUGGACGCGUCCGAGCGGGGCCGUCUGCUGGCCAAGCUGGCCGACCUGGUGGAGCGGGACAGCGCCUACCUCGCCACGCUGGAGAGUCUGGACGCUGGGAAGCCGUUCCUGGCCGCUCUGUUCGUGGACCUGCAGGGCACCAUCAAGACGCUGCAAUACUACGCUGGGUGGGCCGACAAGAUCCACGGCCUCACCAUUCCCAUCGAUGGGGAGUACUUCACAAUGACCCGGCAAGAGCCAAUCGGAGUCUGUGGACAGAUCAUCCCCUGGAACUUCCCCCUGAUGAUGAUGGCGUGGAAGCUAGGUCCAGCGCUGUGCUGUGGGAACACACUGGUGCUGAAGCCAGCCGAGCAGACCCCACUCACCGCCCUCUACAUGGCUGCACUCAUCAAAGAGGCCGGCUUUCCUCCAGGAGUGGUCAAUAUUUUGCCGGGCUACGGGCCAACCGCAGGAGCGGCCAUCGCCUCACACAUGGGCAUAGACAAAGUGGCCUUCACUGGAUCAACCGAGGUGGGUAAGCUGAUCCAGGAGGCGGCGGGCAGGAGCAAUCUGAAGAGGGUGACUCUGGAGCUCGGGGGGAAGAGCCCCAACAUCAUCUUCGCCGACGCCGACCUGGACCUGGCAGUGGAGCAGGCCCAUCAGGGUGUGUUCUUCAACAGCGGUCAGUGCUGCACGGCCGGCUCGCGGGUCUUCGUGGAGGAGUCCAUCUACGACGAGUUUGUGCGCCGCAGCGUGGAGAGGGCCAAGAGGAAGGUGGUGGGAAGCCCCUUCGACCCAACCACAGAGCAGGGCCCACAGAUCAGUGAGGAGCAGCGUGAGCGCAUCAUGGAGCUGAUCCAGAGCGGCGUGCGCGAGGGCGCCAAGCUGGAGUGCGGCGGCAAGGUGGGCGCUGGGAAGGGCUUCUUCGUGGAGCCCACCGUCUUCUCCAACGUCACCGACAACAUGCGCAUCGCCAAGGAGGAGAUCUUUGGCCCGGUGCAGCAGAUCCUGAAGUUCAAGACGUUGGAGGAGGCGAUCGAGAGGGCCAACGACACAGACUAUGGCCUGGUGGCUGCCGUCUUCACCAAUGACCUCAACAAAGCCAUGACCGUGUCCACCUCCGUCCGGGCCGGAACUGUCUGGAUAAACUGCUACAACGCUUUGAGCUGCCAGUGCCCGUUUGGAGGCUUCAAGAUGUCCGGCAACGGUCGUGAACUAGGUGAAUAUGGCCUGAAGGAGUAUUCAGAAGUAAAGACCAUCACCAUGAAGAUGACGGGGAAGAACUCUUAGGCCCCUCCCCUCUGCCGCCACCCCUCACCCUCACCCACAGCCCCGCCUCCCCCAACUCACCACUGAGGGACUUCCUGUUUGGGGUGGGACUUCCUGUUUGGGGUGCUCCAUUCCAGCAGUCGCCACGGCGACUCCAUACUGCACACUAACCAUCCGCCCGACACUCCAUCCACCAUCACCACAGCAACCAGCUGUGGACCGACAUCCCAUCAUCUGGGGUCCUACUGAAGCAGGCACUAUGGAUGGAUACCCCCACCUCCCCCUGCAUCCCCCAAAAUACCCCAAAACAUAACAGCCCCCUCACCCCCCACCUCAUCUCUAAUACCCCCAGCCUCUGGCCGGUAGGGGCCCCUGCCCAGAGCACCAUGCCCAGGGAGGGCAGCCCUGGUGCGGGUAGAUGUGUUCACUGCCGGCCUGCCUGCUGCUGGUCUCCUCCCUGUCCCCAAAGCACUGAGAGAGAAGUAGAGAGAGAGAGAGAGAGAGAGAGAGAGAGAGAGAGAGAGAGAGAGAGAGAGAGAGAGAGAGAGAGAGAAAGAGAGAGAUAGACAGACAGGGAAAUGCCCCCCCCCCCCAAAAAAAAAAGAAUAAAAUACACACACACAUCUGGAUUUUCACUGACUUUCGGCUGCAGUGUCAUAAAUGGGGAAUAAGGUCUGUGUGCAUGUGUGUAGGCGUGUGACUGUGAGAAAGAGUGAGAGGGUGUGGUUUUGUGUGCCUGUGUGUGUUUGUGCGUGUGACUGUGAGACAGUGUUAGAGGGUGUGCUUUUGCGUGCCUGUGUGUGUGUGUGUGUGUGUGUGUGUGUGUGUGUGUGUGUGUGUGUGUGUGUGUGUGUGAGGUGGGGAGAAACACUAUCACAUCCAUAACUGAACCUCAUAUCUGGCAUUGCCCUCCUUCCUUCCUUCCGCCCUUCAUUCAUUCAUUCGUUCGUUCGUUCGUUCAUUCAUUCAUUCCUUCCUGUGAAUGCAACACUUUGUUCUAAGACCACUGAAGCUAUGAAAUAUGAGUUCUUUUAAAAAAGAGUUAAUUCUAAAAAAAAAUGUAAUUGUUUAUUUGUUUGUGUUGAUGUUUGUCCUUUUUUUUGCUUCCCGUUUGCUUUUAAAACAUUUAACUCUGUAUGUUUGACCGCUGUAGCAGAGAGCAACAGACUGAAUCGUUUACCUCCAAAGAGACAGCAUUAAGCCGACGUAGCUCCACAAAACUGCCAUGGGUUGGAAAGCAGCAACUUUGUCACUCAUGUUUGUGGUUAUCCCUAAAAAAAUGUAAUGUUUUAUGAACAUAGACAAAAGUUAAAAAUGUAAAAAUGAUUAUAGAUUUUUCUUUCAUUAAAUACUUUUUUCUUCAAAGUCA